CGACACACUGUGACCAUGAUUCCUGGGGAUGGCAUUGGUCCUGAGCUUAUGUUUCAAGUCAAGAAUGUCUUCCGAUAUGCAAGUGUGCCUGUGGACUUUGAGGAGGUGAAGAUUAACUCCAGUUCUUCAGAAGCAGAUCUUCAUAAUGCCAUCAUGUCAGUCCGUCGAAACCGUGUGGCCAUAAAGGGCAACAUUGAAACUGACCACAACUUGCCCCCAUCUCACAAAUCCUGCAAUAACAUCUUUCGCACCAGCCUCGAUCUCUAUGCCAAUGUCAUCCAUUUUAAGAAUAUGCCAGGUGUGGAGACCUGGCACAAGAAUAUAGAUAUCAUAGUUGUUCGGGAAAAUACAGAGGGAGAAUACAGCAACCUGGAGCAUGAGAGCGUGAAGGGAGUGAUAGAGAGCCUAAAGAUCAUCACCAAGGUCAAGUGCAUGCGCAUUGCCAACUAUGCCUUUGAACUUGCCCAGAAGAUGGGGCGCAAGAAAGUGACAGCUGUGCACAAGGCCAACAUCAUGAAACUAGGAGAUGGUCUCUUCCUCCAGUGCUGUCAGGAGGUAGCAUCCUGCUAUCCUCAGCUCACCUUUGAAUGCAUGACUGUGGAUAACACCACCAUGCAGCUGGUAUCCCAGCCCCAGCAGUUUGAUGUCAUGGUGAUGCCCAAUCUUUAUGGCAAUAUUAUCAACAAUGUCUGUGUAGGGUUGAUUGGGGGAGCAGGACUUGUGCCUGGUGCCACUUAUGGCCACCUAUAUGCGGUUUUUGAAACAGCUGCAAGACAGUCGGGCAAGAAUAUAGCCAAUAAAAACAUUGCCAAUCCUACUGCCAUGCUGCUGGCAAGUUGCAUUAUGCUGGAUUACCUCAAGCUCCAGACCUAUGCCACCACCAUUCGGACUGCAGUCUUGGCUUCCUUGAAGAAGAAAGAGACCAGUACCCCAGACAUUGGAGGCCACGGCAACACACAGAACAUCAUUCAAAAUGUCAUCAGGCGCAUCAGCACUGCCAAGUAA
Condylura cristata (star-nosed mole) is the source of this 1005-nucleotide messenger RNA. Its product is annotated as isocitrate dehydrogenase [NAD] subunit gamma, mitochondrial-like. The transcript has a single exon. Gene Ontology annotation, cellular component: mitochondrion. The record is from RefSeq and is a predicted model, not a curated record. Gene Ontology annotation, biological process: isocitrate metabolic process; tricarboxylic acid cycle. Lineage: Eukaryota; Metazoa; Chordata; Mammalia; Eulipotyphla; Talpidae. The coding region runs from base 16 to 1005 and encodes 329 amino acids.